Messenger RNA from Indicator indicator, 1071 nucleotides. It is a transcript of the gene CZH18orf32, whose product is annotated as chromosome Z C18orf32 homolog. The coding region runs from base 62 to 364 and encodes 100 amino acids. Lineage: Eukaryota; Metazoa; Chordata; Aves; Piciformes; Indicatoridae. Gene Ontology annotation, biological process: positive regulation of canonical NF-kappaB signal transduction. The transcript has 3 exons. The record is from RefSeq and is a predicted model, not a curated record.
GGAGCAGGCGGCAGCCGCGGCCGUGGGUCUGUGCCUGGUGAGCUUUGCCACAGAGGAAGCCAUGGUGUGCAUUCCUUGUAUUGUCAUUCCAGUUCUGCUCUGGGUCUACAAGAAGUUCCUUGAACCUUAUAUCUACCCUGUGAUCGCCCCUUUCAUUAAGCGUGUCUGGCCCAAGAAAGCUGUGGAAGAAACAACAGCCAUGAAACAAGGUCAAGGAGGUGGUGCUGGAGACCCAGGGAUACUGUCAGCCAGGAAAAGAGAUCAGGAGGUUGGACCUGGAAUUUACACAUUUGAAAGCAAUGGUGUCACAAAUGGAGUUGCCACAAAGAGAUCCACAGACACUUCUGACAAGAAAGCAGAUUGAAGGAAGCCAUUCAGAAUGGUUUUAUUAUUCCCUUGUGUCCAAAAGGGACUGGUGAUGUUGCUGUCACUUCAAGACCUUCUUUCUUUGCACGUUUUAGCUGACUAAAACCCUUUGUUGCUGACAGGAGAGGGACUCUUUUGCCACUAAAAUGGCAGCCAGCACAUUUCUUAAUUUAAAAUUCCUGAAAACUGCAGGUUUUUGUGUUUUCCUUCCUUCAUCUCAUCUGUUUGGUGUGACUAGUGUAUAGGUUAAGUAAUGUAACAAAUAAAUCUAGCUGUGGAAGUUAAAUGUUAUCUUAGUUUCACUAACUGCUAGUGCAGUACAUGAGGCUUUCAGCUCCAAAACUACAGCUUGUGCUUGACCUUACUGAAAAGCUUUGAAUGGCAUCAUGGCAACCUGAGUGUAAAACCAUGAAGAGCUCAGCAUUUUUGGUGUCAGAUCCGUGGGUGAGCUAAAGGAGUUAAAGCUACAUGCAGAACUUACUUAACUUACUCCAAGCAAAAAGUCUUGUUUUGGUAAUUCCAUUAAUUUUCCUUCAAAUGUUGUGCCUUUCAUUCCUGAAGUGGAGCAGUAGGGGCAUGAUGUGACAGAUUAAUGAGUAAUGAUUAACUGUUGCUUUUCUGUUCUGCUUUGGUGGUUUCAAAUGUCUUCUGAAGAAGAAAGAAGUCUCUUUAAAGUGCUUGUGGAACUUGAGUUGUAAAUAAAAC